Phaethon lepturus (White-tailed tropicbird) is the source of this 3795-nucleotide messenger RNA. RefSeq names its product ubiquitin specific peptidase 40 (gene USP40). Gene Ontology annotation, molecular function: cysteine-type endopeptidase activity; cysteine-type deubiquitinase activity. Gene Ontology annotation, biological process: protein deubiquitination. The coding region runs from base 58 to 3795 and encodes 1245 amino acids. Gene Ontology annotation, cellular component: nucleus; cytosol. The record is from RefSeq and is a predicted model, not a curated record. Lineage: Eukaryota; Metazoa; Chordata; Aves; Phaethontiformes; Phaethontidae. The transcript is spliced from 32 exons.
GACAAGUUCAGUUGCAGGGAUGAAUACGUCUUUGUGGAAGACUGUUUUGCCUUCACAAUGUUUGGAGACUUAUUUGAAGAGGAUUUUUCCUUUAUUUCAAACAAUCAUUGUGGAAAAGGGAAGAAAGCAAAGCCCAGAGAUUCUGAGCCUCCAUCUCCCAGGGAUUUCACCAACCUAAGUGGUAUCAAAAAUCAGGGUGGGACCUGCUACCUCAAUUCCCUUCUGCAGACUCUGCUUUUCACACCCGAAUUUAGAGAGGCCCUGUUCUCUCUAGGACCUGAAGAACUUGGGACUCUGGAUGAUAGCAGUAAACCAGAUGCAAAGGUUCGAAUAAUUCCAUUACAACUUCAACGGUUAUUUGCUCAGCUUCUGCUCUUGGACCAGCAGGCUGCAUCUACAACAGACCUUACUGAGAGCUUCGGAUGGAACAGCCAUGAGGAAAUGAGGCAGCAUGAUGUGCAAGAAUUAAAUCGGAUUCUGUUCAGUGCUUUGGAAACUUCCCUUGUGGGGACUUCAGGUCAUGACCUUAUUAAUCGAUUGUACCAUGGGAUUGUUGUCAACCAGAUUGUUUGUAAAGAAUGCAAGAAUAUCAGUGAGAGACAGGAAGAUUUCUUAGACCUAACAGUGGCGGUAAAAGGUGUUGCUGGCUUGGAGGAGGCCCUGUGGAACAUGUAUGUAGAAGAAGAGUACUUUGAAAAUGAGAACUUGUAUCGAUGUGGAGCCUGUGAUAAACUUGUUGAAGCUUCGAAGUCUGCUAAACUCCGCAAGUUGCCACCCUUUCUCACCAUUUCUCUCCUGAGAUUUAACUUUGACUUCGAGAAGUGUGAACGAUACAAGGAAACAAGCUGCUAUACGUUCCCUAUCCAGAUAAAUCUGAGGCCUUUUUGUGAGCAGACUGAAAUGGAUGAUUCAGAGUACGUGUAUGAGCUCUUCUCUGUUAUUAUACAUAAAGGUGGCUGCUAUGGAGGACACUAUCAUGUUUAUAUCAAAGAUGUGGAUGAAUUAGGAAACUGGCAAUUAGAAGAAGAAGAGGAUAGACUGAUUGAAGAUAAGGCUUUAAGAAACACUGAAAAUGCCAAUGAAGUAGAAAAUCCGAUGGCAGUGUUGAAAGGGAUUUUAUCAGAGGAAAAAUCUAAACAGAUUCCUGUGGAUCAAUUAGGGCAGAAAUUAUUGGAGAAAAAAGGGGUAUCCUGGAAUAAGAAAUACCGAAAACAAUAUGGAGGAUUACGAAAGUAUUUGCAGAAUCAUCCUCAGAUAUUUCAGUUCAGUCCUGAUGAAAAUAAAGUUGGUCUGAAAGGAAAACACAAGCUCCCAUUUAAGUCAGAUUCUCAAGGACAAGAUCUCCAAAGCCCUCCUCAGAAGAAUGACGUCCAGUGGAAUUCAGAAAAAAAACCUACUGGGCUAAGAGACAGUUCUGCUGGUUGCCAUUGGUUUGAUCUGAAUGAUUCAAAAGUCCAGCCGAUCAAGGAGAAGGAUAUUGAGAAACAAUUUCAGGGUAAAGAGAGUGCCUACAUGCUGUUUUAUCGAAAAUCUCAGUUAAAAAGACCGCCUGAAGCGCGAGGAAAUCCAAGGUACCAAAUUCCUGAACACCUUCUGAAUGAAAUGAAUGCUGCUAAUACUGAGCUGCAAAAAAAGAGAGCGGAAUGUGACUCAGCAAACAAUGGCAUUGAUUUACAUCUCCAUUUGAGCUCAUGUUAUAAAUUUCACAAUGGGGCUUUGCAUCCUUCACUUACUUGGAAAGAGAGUGUUGUGGAUUUGACUAUUGAUAGAAGAAAAACGCUAGGAGACCUUCGACAAUCAGUAUUCCAGAUGUUGGAAUCUUGGGAAGGAGACAUGAUUCUCAGUAUUGCCAAGCCUUUACCAGCAGGACUGCAUCUUUACCAGGUACUUGAUGGAGAUGAACUGACACUGGAUGGCAUUGGGCUGGCUGAUGGAGCAGACAUCUUUGUGUGGAAUGGGAAAGAGGUUGGUGGUACAAAGGUGAUGACAGGCCUUGAUCAUGAACCUGUGGUCGUAAACAUUCUUCGUUUAGCAGAGUAUAACGAAGGAGGGAAGGGUCAGCAUUUCACAGAAUCGCAGCACGUCUUUUCACGCAGCACAAAACUGGGUGAUCUGCGCAGAGCGUUAGCACCGUCAGGAGGAAUCAUUCUGAAGAAUGGCUCAGGACCAGACAAAGAAGCCAAGAACUGGGAAGUUUUUCUUGAAGAAGAUAUGAAGGAAACAGUCAAAAGUGUUGGCCUGAUGGAUGGAUGCUCAGUACUAAUCUUAGACAGCCAUGACCAGAGCUUCGUGAAUGUGUCAAGUGGCAAUUUGACUGCAUUUACAUAUGACAUCAGCUGGCUCCAAGUUAAAAACUUCUGCGGAACGGAUGAUGAAGAGAAACAUGUUAAAAUUACUGCCACUAUUGAAACAGUGAUGUCAGAUAUCAAAAUGAAAGCAAUACGGGAGCUUCAGCUAGAGGAGGAGCUAGCAAAUGACAGCUGUCUUAGACCUGUUAGUGGAAAUGGGAAACUUCUUUCUCCAGUGCCUGAGGAUUAUACUGUCAAGGAAGCGGAACUGAAAAUGGGAAGCUUGCUAGGUCUGUGUCGUGGGAAAGCUCCAACUUCCACUCAGCUCUUCUUAUAUUUUAUUGUCGGGAGUGACCAAAACGCAAGCCCUGAGAUGGAGAUAGUUGUGGAAGAGACUGCGUCUGUCAAAGAGUGUCUAAAUUUAAUGCUGGAAAAAUCUGGAUUAUCAGGUGACAACUGGCAUUUGAGAAGGAUCGACUGGUGCUAUGAAGCAGGGGAAGCAUUAAGUCAGGAAAAUGCCACUCUGAAGGAGCUAAAUGUUUGCAGGGGAGAUACUUUGGUUAUAACUGAAGGAAAGCUUCCACCAAAGGGUUUCCUGAAAAUACCCAUCUGGUGUUUCAAGUCUUCAAGUCAUAUGAAACAUGGAGAGAAUGCCCAAGACCAAAUGAAUGGGAUGGCCUGCAAGAUGGAUGCUUUGCAGGUGUCUCCUGCAGGAGAUUCACCAGAAGGCAUCCACACAGACAUGGAUCUUUGUUAUGCUGGCAGUAUAGAAAUAGCAGGAGAAGCUUCUUUGGAAGAUCUGAAGAUGCAGGCUAUGACCUUACCGUGCUGCCAGGAACAGGUUGUCCCACUGCCCUCCUUUCUCAGAGCAUGGACAGUGGACAGUAGGCGCCCAGGCAAGCUUUUGAGAAACAACAAGCAGCAACUCAAUGACUAUAAGCUGGGUGCCAGAGUGGAAAUCUGCAUCGAACCUUUGCAAAAAGAAGAGCAUUUGGGCCCGCAUGAAUUGCUGCUUCGAGUCCAGAUGGGCAUACCAGGGGAGAGGGACUACUAUGACUCCUCGGAUUUGGUUUGGGAUAUCUCCAAAGAAUGCACAACCUGGGCACUGAGGCAACGAGUGGCUUCUCACUAUUGUCUCCCUGUAGAUAAAAUUGAAAUAGCCAAAUACUUCCCUGAAAAAUUUGAGUGGCUGCCAAUAUCUAGCUGGACACAGCAGAUUUCAAAGAGGAAAAGGAAGAAAAAACAGGAGAGUUUACAGUCAGCACCUUACCACCUGAAAGAUGGAGAUAUCAUUGGGGUGAAGAAUCUUCUCCUUGAUGACACUAAAGACUUCAGCACAGUGAGAGAUGACAUUGGAAAAGAGAAACAAAGGCAGCUUGCAUUAGAAAAAAAGAAAAGUCGGCAAGCCGAACGCUUACAGGACCAUGUUUUCUCUGAGGAGAAGCUAAAUAUUAAGCACCGUAAACCAGAAGUGGCUCUUUCUAUCAGUGUGGGUGUUUUCAGAUAG